Ornithodoros turicata is the source of this 2567-nucleotide messenger RNA. RefSeq lists its product as uncharacterized. NCBI's taxonomy places the organism in Eukaryota, Metazoa, Arthropoda, Arachnida, Ixodida, Argasidae. The record is from RefSeq and is a predicted model, not a curated record. Bases 171 to 2174 code for a protein of 667 amino acids. The transcript is spliced from 5 exons.
CCACUGCUUGCCGCACUUCCCAUCGGGCCUGGGACGGUGCGCGUUUAAAGCGGUGCAUCUCCAUACAAGGCUCUCUAGUGUUGCAUCUCCACAUAUAUCGAAGGACGUAGUGGUGCUUCUUUUAAAGAGGACUUGUUGUGCGUCGUCUGUUCUGGGACAGGAACGGAGCAAUGGAUAUCAAGGCGUUGCUCGGAUUGCUUCUCGUCGGUCUAGCGGCGCUGGCGCAUGCUGACGAUGAGAAAGCCAAGGCAACUGAAGACCUGGUAAAGCGUGCCCAGAACUCAGGAAUAAUGUCCACAUUUCUGCCUGACCCGCAGGGCAUGGGCUACGUUAUGGCCUUCCCAAUGGAAGACUCAAAGCAGAGCGAGUCUCCGGAUUCCAACGCUCCGAGCUCUACACCAGCUCCGGUAGAAAAAGCCGAGACGCCCGAGCCCUCGUCCACGGAGUCUUCCGACGAGCGCAACGUGGAGGCUGUCAUAGUUGAAACACCUUCAGGAUCCGAAAGGCCGAAGGCCGACGAUAUCCGUAAGCUCCUGGGUGUCUACAAUGCUGCACUUUCUGCGAAGCUCAAGCCCAUUCCUCCAGAGAAGCAGAAGCAGUUUCUUUUUCCUCCGCCGAGGAAGCAACAAAACUACGGCCCGUCUGGAGGCAUUGCCUUUGCAUCUGCUGUAGAAGAUGACGAUGUUCGCUACAUCGAAGUUCCAGGGCCAGAGUCCGCUUUUAUGCACAGAUCCUUGGUCGUGGAAGAUGACAACGACGUACAGGACAACAACGAAAAGAAGGACAAGGAUGAUGAGGAUUACGACAACGAACAAGUCAUUCUCGCUGUUCCAGCAAGAAACGAAGAACCAAAGUCAAGCGAGGCCCCUAUGCGGCCAAGGCCUCCCAUGGGCAUGCCUCUGUUCCGCCCACCUAUGCCAAAGAUGCCAUUCAGGCCACCAAUGUCACCCAUGGUGCUUAUGCUCGUUGCCAAGGUGCCAGUUCCAGUGCCAGUUCCAAGCAUGAGGAUUCCACAUCCAGGAAUGGUACCACAGUUCGGCAUGCUGCCGCCAUCCCCCUUCCCAGACAGGCGCAUGGCAAUGCCACACCCAAUGAUGUCCGCCGCACAACCAGUGUUGGUGCUGAGGCCCCUUCCACCUCCAAUGCCCAAUUUCUUCCCCCCACAUUUCCCACACCCUCCCAUGUACGGUCCAGCCCCAGUUCCGGAGAUGAUGCCAUACCCGGCCGCAGGUAUGCUCCCACCCCCUGCCUACAUGAUGCCCCCACCACCAAUGCACCCAAUGAUGCGCCACCCAGCAAUGUUCCCACCACCAAUGCACCCAAUGAUGCGCCACCCAGCAAUGUUCCCUCCUCCAAUGCACCCAAUGAUGCGUCACCCUGCUAUGUUUCCCCCACCCCCACCAAUGCACCCAAUGAUGCACCCUCAUCCGUUCGCUCCAUACCCCAUGCCCAGCAUGGUACCACCUCAGGCACUUCUGCCACCACCCAUGCCUCGUGGUCCCAUUGGUGUAAUCAUCCCAGUGCCAAUGGGUGUGGUACUGCCGCAUCCCGGAAUGAUGCCACCACCGAGGGCUGAUGCACCCGUACAGUCGUACAGGUCUCGUGGUCCACCUCCCCCACCAUCGCCAUUUUUGUUUAACGGACCACCGGGUCCAAGGCCGUUCCCUGUGCAGAGGCCCGCCGAGCCUAGGAUGAUGCCUAUGAGGAGGCCAUUCAUGUUCCCCAUGGGCCCUGAGGACAGGUCUCCAGUGGAGCGAUUCCCACCACCUCCACCACCACCUCCACCUUUCAUGCCACAGCGUGGUCCCGGUAUGGUGCCAGUGCUGAUGCGGUCAUCCGAUGCUCCAGGUCGUGCUCCAAUGCCAAUAAGAAUGCCUGUGCCAAUUGAGUCACAAAACCAGCAAGAACCAGUGCUGCUGAAGAGGCCACCACCCCCUCAGGCCAGAGCCGUUGAAGCUAUCAUGGGUCCUGUACAUAACCCUGUUCCUAUGGCUGAAGUCAUCCGACGCCAAGCAAGGCUUGUUCUCAACGCCCCACCACAAGAACGUUUGGGCGUGAGCUACAUGGGACCCAAGGCAACACCACGUGUAGGAGGCAGCGAUGUGAACCCUGCUAGUACUCUGGAGACCGCCAGUACCAUCCUGCGGUUCUUGCUCCGUGCGCAGGGAGCCUAAACCCGAGGCACACUACCACCCUGUGUAUUGUGAUCUCUUCCAUCCGGCGGCGGCUUCGUUUCCCCAAUCGACAGAGAUUUUGAGCGCUCCCGAAGUUGACAUUUAGAGGCAUUCCAAGUGUCCCGGUGGACACCUAAGUUUUCCGUCCUUCUCUUGGACAGUUCCUUCUUCGGAUGACGUCAUAGUUUCGAACCCAAAGUACAAGAACGACUCGAAUGACCGUUUUUGUGAAUCGUCCAUGAGAUCAAAACUGGAGCUCCAUUAUUCGGCCAUUUGUACGCAUACACGAAAGCCUGUGAUACCUUUGGAGGAAAUUUUUCAUUUUUACACUGUACUUGAUGGCCACUCCUGUGAAGACUCCACCUCUUUUGUAAUAAAGCGUUAUUUUUUUUA